Molecule: messenger RNA, 1053 nt
Organism: Lynx canadensis (Canada lynx)
Lineage: Eukaryota; Metazoa; Chordata; Mammalia; Carnivora; Felidae
Gene: NGF
Product: nerve growth factor
Exons: 3
Coding region: 181-906 (241 amino acids)
Biological process (GO): negative regulation of neuron apoptotic process; regulation of neuron differentiation; positive regulation of peptidyl-serine phosphorylation
Molecular function (GO): nerve growth factor receptor binding; growth factor activity
Source: RefSeq, a predicted model, not a curated record
UCAUGCACAGCAGAGAGCGCUGGGAGCCGGAGGGGAGCGCAGCGAGUCCUGGCCCGUGGUCGUGCAGUCCAGGGGGCUGGAUGGCAUGCUGGACCCAAGCUCAGCUCAGCGUCCGGGCCCAAUAACGGCUUUUUCAAGGGAGCAGCUUUCUGUCCUGGCCACACUGAGGUGCAUAGCGUAAUGUCCAUGUUGUCCUACACUCUGAUCACAGCUCUUUUGAUCGGCAUACAGGCAGAACCACACCCAGAGAGCAAUGUCCCAGCAGGACACGCCAUCCCCCAAGCCCACUGGACUAAGCUUCAGCAUUCCCUCGACACAGCCCUCCGCAGAGCCCGCAGCACCCCGGCCGGGGCAAUAGCCGCGAGGGUGGCAGGGCAGACCCGCAACAUCACUGUGGACCCCAAACUUUUUAAAAAGCGGCGACUGCGUUCACCCCGCGUGCUGUUCAGCACGCACCCCCCACCUGUGGCUGCAGAUACUCAGGGUCUGGACUUGGAGGCGGGUGGUGCUGCCUCCUUCAACAGGACUCACAGGAGCAAGCGGUCGUCGUCGCACCCUGUCUUCCACCGGGGGGAGUUCUCGGUGUGCGACAGUGUCAGCGUGUGGGUGGGGGACAAGACCACCGCCACGGACAUCAAGGGCAAGGAGGUGAUGGUGCUGGGAGAGGUGAACAUUAACAACAGUGUGUUCAAACAGUACUUUUUUGAGACCAAGUGCCGGGACCCCACUCCUGUGGACAGCGGGUGCAGGGGCAUCGACUCGAAGCACUGGAACUCAUACUGUACCACGACGCACACCUUCGUCAAGGCGCUGACCAUGGACGGCAAGCAGGCCGCCUGGCGGUUCAUCCGGAUCGACACGGCCUGUGUGUGUGUGCUCAGCAGGAAGGCUGGGAGAAGAGCCUGACCUGCAGGACAGCCCCCACCCUCCCCGAGCUCCCCCUCCACACCCUCCUGGGCCCCUCCCUACCUCAACCUGUAAAUUAUUUUAAAUUAUAAGGACUGCAUGGUAAUUUAUAGUUUAUACAGUUUUAAAAAAUCAUUAUUUAUUAAA